AAGUGUCACGUGACUUCCUUCAGGCUUGUCCCCUCCUCCUUCCCCUCCCCAGGCCCCGGCGAGCGCUGGUGUGGACCCGAGGCUCCCGGCUGGCGGAAUAACUGGAUCUCGGACGCUGCAGCCGUUUAGGCCGGUGCCCUUUCCCGCUCUGGAAAGGAAGAGAAAUGGAAGUGAAAAAGUUGAGCAUUUCCUGGCAGUUCUUGAUAGUUCUGGUUCUGAUCCUGCAAAUUCUGUCCGCGUUGGAUUUUGACCCAUACAGAGUCCUAGGGGUCAGCCGAACAGCCAGUCAGGCUGAUAUUAAAAAGGCUUAUAAGAAGCUCGCCCGGGAAUGGCAUCCUGACAAAAACAAAGAUCCUGGAGCAGAAGACAGGUUCAUUCAGAUUAGCAAGGCUUAUGAGAUUCUUUCCAAUGAAGAAAAGAGAUCCAAUUAUGACCACUACGGAGAUGCUGGCGAGAACCAGGGCUACCAGAAGCAGCAACAGCAGCGAGAGUAUCGCUUCCGCCAUUUCCAUGAAAAUUUUUAUUUUGAUGAAUCUUUUUUUCACUUUCCCUUUAAUUCCGAGCGGCGGGACUCCAUUGAUGAAAAGUAUUUACUGCACUUUUCACAUUACGUGAACGAAGUGGUUCCAGAUAGCUUCAAGAAACCCUACCUCAUUAAGAUCACCUCGGAUUGGUGCUUCAGCUGCAUCCACAUUGAGCCUGUUUGGAAAGAAGCAGUUCAAGAACUGGAAGGAUUGGGUGUAGGAAUCGGCGUGGUCCAUGCUGGGUACGAGAGGCGCCUGGCUCACCACCUGGGAGCGCACAGCACACCCUCUAUCCUGGGCAUCAUAAACGGGAAAAUCUUCUUCUUUCAUAACGCAGUGGUCCGUGAGAACCUACGACAGUUUGUCGAGAGUCUUCUUCCAGGGAACUUGGUGGAGAAAGUUACAAAUAAAAAUUAUGUCAGAUUCCUCUCUGGCUGGCAGCAGGAGAAUAAACCACACGUCCUUCUGUUUGACCAAAUGCCUGCUGUUCCGCUGCUGUACAAGUUGACUGCUUUUGCAUACAAAGACUAUUUGUCCUUUGGAUACGUGUAUGUCGGUUUGAGAGGGGCAGAAGAGAUGACGAGGCAGUACAACGUCAAUGUCUAUGCUCCCACCAUCUUGAUCUUUAAAGAGCACACGAACAAGCCUGCUGACGUCAUCCAGACCCGAGGUAUGAAGAAACAGGUCAUUGAUGACUUCAUCACCCAAAAUAAGUAUCUAUUAGCAGCCAGGCUCACCAGCCAGAAGCUGUUCCAUGAACUCUGCCCCGUGAAGCGGUCUCACCGACAGAGGAAGUACUGUGUGGUUUUACUGACUGCCGAGGCCACCAAACUGAGUCAACCCUUCGAGGCCUUCCUGUCCUUUGCCCUGGCAAACACACAAGACACAGUGCGGUUCGUGCACGUCUACAGCAACCGGCAGCCGGAGUUUGCCAACGCCUUCCUGCCGGACAGCGAGACAUUCCGAGGGAAGUCAGCGGUGUCUAUCUUAGAAAGGCGCAAUAUGGCAGGCAGGGUGGUGUAUAAAACCCUGGAGGAUCCCUGGACAGGGAGCGAGAGUGACAAAUUCAUCCUUUUGGGUUAUCUCGACCAGCUGCGGAAAGACUCGGCUCUUCUGUCCUCAGAAGCUGUGCUGCCCGACUUGAUCGAUGAACUUGCCCCUAUGUUCCUCCUUCGGUGGCUUUACUCUGCGUCUGACCACAUCUCAGACUUCUGGGACAGCAUGUUUCACAGCAACUGGCGGGAGAUGAUGCCCCUCCUGUCCCUGGUCUUCUCCGCCCUCUUCAUCCUCUUCGGCACCGUCAUCGUUCAGGCGUUCAGUGACUCGAACGAUGAGCGAGAGUCAAGCCCUCCAGAUAAAGAGGAAGCCCAGGAGAAGGCCAGGAAGACCGAGCCCAGCUUCGCCAAAGAGAACAGCAGCAAGGUCCCUAAGAAGGGCUUUGUGGAGGUGACCGAGCUCACGGACGUAACGUACACCAGCAACUUGGUGCGCCUGAGGCCAGGCCACAUGAACGUGGUCCUCAUCCUGUCCAACUCCACCAAGACCAGCCUCCUGCAGAAGUUUGCCCUGGAGGUCUACACGUUCACCGGGAGCAGCUGCCUACACUUCUCCUUCCUGAGUCUGGACAAACACCGAGAGUGGCUCGAAUACUUGUUAGAAUUUGCUCAAGACGCAGCCCCGAUCCCCAACCAGUACGACAAGCACUUCAUGGAACGCGACUACACAGGUUAUGUACUGGCUCUGAAUGGCCACAAGAAGUACUUCUGCCUCUUCAAGCCCCAAAAGACAGUCGAAGAGGAGGAGGCAAUGGGGGCGUGCGGGGAGCUGGACUCCUCCCUGCAUCCGGGGGAGUCUCGAGGGAAAGCCAGUGGCCUCGGGCCCAGGCCCAUCAAAGGAAAGCUGAGCAGGCUGUCCCUGUGGAUGGAACGCCUGCUGGAGGGCUCCUUGCAGAGGUUCUACAUCCCGUCCUGGCCUGAACUAGACUGAGAGGACUCGGGAAGGGACGGCAGCUCCUCAGACCCCACAGGGCCCUGCGAACAGGUGUUAGGACUCAGACUGUCACAGUGGACGGAGUAGAGAUUUUAGAUUAUUCUUCUAGAACAGUGGCUAGAAGAAUCUUUCCUUUGUCCUGUUCUAACCUAGGAGUGAAAAAUACCACAAGUU
Messenger RNA from Molossus molossus (Pallas's mastiff bat), 2687 nucleotides. It is a transcript of the gene DNAJC16, whose product is annotated as DnaJ heat shock protein family (Hsp40) member C16. The transcript is spliced from 15 exons. NCBI's taxonomy places the organism in Eukaryota, Metazoa, Chordata, Mammalia, Chiroptera, Molossidae. The coding region runs from base 165 to 2510 and encodes 781 amino acids. The record is from RefSeq and is a predicted model, not a curated record.